AUGCCAGUCCUUUGUAAUAGAGUAGGAUGUGACAAAAAUGCUGUUUUAAAAAGGCCAAAAACCAAUGAUCCUAUGUGCAAAGAGUGCUUUUAUGAUUGUUUUGAAACAGAAAUACAUGUGACAAUAGUGAAAGGGGAAUUAUUUAAAAGAGGAGAUAAGGUUGCCAUUGGAGCAUCAGGCGGAAAAGAUUCUACUGUACUCGCUUAUAUUUUGAAACUUCUUAAUGAGCGUUAUGACUAUGGAUUGGAAUUGUUUUUAUUGUCCAUUGAGGAAGGAAUUAGCGGAUACAGAGAUGACAGUCUUGAGACAGUCAAACAGAAUCGAGAUGAUUAUCAGUUGCCAUUGAAAAUAUUAUUUUAUAAAGAUUUGUAUGGUUGGACUAUGGAUGAAAUUGUUAAACAGAUUGGUAAAAAGAAUAAUUGCACCUUUUGUGGUAUAUUUCGAAGGCAAGCUUUAGACAGAGGUGCUGCAUUGUUAAAUGCAGAUAUGAAUGAAAAUGAUUUCGUUAUUGUUGGAGGAGAGGGCACGAUUCCCAGAUGCAAGCCUCUAAAGUAUGCAUAUGAAAAGGAAAUUGUUAUGUAUGCUCACUAGAUAAAUUAGUGGUCUAAAUAAAUAAAAAUAUAGAAUAGUGAUAAAUCAGUGGUGAAUGAUUGUGUGCUAGUUG
Molecule: messenger RNA, 664 nt
Organism: Nasonia vitripennis (jewel wasp)
Lineage: Eukaryota; Metazoa; Arthropoda; Insecta; Hymenoptera; Pteromalidae
Product: cytoplasmic tRNA 2-thiolation protein 1-like
Biological process (GO): tRNA wobble position uridine thiolation
Cellular component (GO): mitochondrion; cytosolic tRNA wobble base thiouridylase complex
Molecular function (GO): tRNA binding
Source: RefSeq, a predicted model, not a curated record